UAUACGUUUAGUUGGAAAAGUUGUCUCAGGCACGACUACAUACAGUAAGCUGACACACAUUUGUUAACAAGAUCAUCACGAACUGCUUGCAUAUAUGUACAUUAAGACAAUAUCUUGCUAGUUACCACAAACUUGAGAAUUGCGUGAUUUUAAUAUUUACAAAAACUGUAAUGGCAUGAAAAAUAUUUAAUCUGCCAUUAUAUAUUUAGGAAGCUUAAAUAAACUAUUGACUUGAUUAUUUGGUGGCACGGGCAGAAAAUUUGACAAGCGGGCUAUCCAGGUUAAUGUCAAUUAAUUACGAAUGAAGAGUGGAGUGAACGAAGUACUUUAAAGUGGAAUAUAAAGUACAUAAAGUGUGUAACCCGUGAUAAGUCAAUGUUCAAAUCGUUACCAUGACAACGUUGUGAAGUGAGUCAUGUAAAGUACAUCAAAUUUGCACAUAUGUACAUAAAAUUUACACUAUGUGCGUAUCCUUAACAAGUUGAGCUUAGGAUUAGUACGUAAUUAGGGUUUUAAAAAAAUCAUGGGUCUAGAGAAACGAAAAACGCGUACGAAACCCGGAAAUGAAACUGACCUGGAAUUUGUCAAACCGGAAAAGAGAAGAAAGUUGAGUCGACCAACAAUUAGAAACGAUAAGGAUUGCGAAGUUUGCGGAGAAAAAGCACGAUCACAUAAUUUCGGAGGCAUCUCAUGCAAUUCUUGUCGUUCCUUCUUCCAUCACUACAGUUUGAAAAAUUUAAGACACAGUUUAUCCACGAACCAUCUUAAAAAAGAUUGCAAGUUUAGAGGAAACUGUAUAAUUGACAAGGUGUCGAGAAAAAAGUGCCGAACAUGUCGAUUUUUCAAAUGCAUGAAAAUUGGUAUGGACCCCGCUUGGGUCAUAUCAGAUUACGAAAGGACACAAAAGUUAAAAGGAAGCAAAGUGAGUGAAUCUACUCCGUUGCAAGCUGAACAAUCACUUGAUUCCAAAACUGACCAAAUUAGUGAAGAAGAUGCCAAAAAGAUUGCAGAUAUUUCUAAAUAUUAUAAAACGGCGUGUGAUUUGAUGCCAUAUAAUUACGUGUCGCGAGAGGAAACUGAGGUUUUGAGCGUGACUAAAAUACGAAUAAUUUAUAUUGGAGUGAUUUCCACUGCUAUUCGGAGAUUUGUCUGUUUUGCGAGAAUGAUUCCGGAAUUUGAAAGACUUUCGUUACACGAUAAAACCAAUUUAUUGAGGCGGUCGGUUGUUGAGAUGGUAAUUCUUCGCGAUGUGGUCACCUUUGAUUUCGAGAAACGCAAUUUUUACGCAUCCGAGUGUCCCGACAGAUAUCCUUAUGUUCGAAUGGACGAAUGCGUCGGACUAUGGCCCACAGAUAUUGUCGACAUGUAUCUUCAUCUUUACCGAAGAAUUCGGACCCUGGCCCCAGACGAGGCAACCAUAAUGCUCAUGAUCCCUCUCGCCUUGUUUUCCGAUUGUGGAGGAAACGACAGUUGUUCCGAGUUUGAUGAUAGACAGGAAAUAAAUAAAAUACAAGAAUUCUACGCUGGACUACUGGAGAAAUAUUUAAAGUGGCUGCAUGGCGAGGAAAAGGGAAAGUUGGUUUUUCCCAGGCUCUUGUCCCAAAUGGUGGGAAUAACCACCGUUAGCCAAUUGCAUCAGGGUCUUCCCCUCAACUUGACUGACGACCAAGUGGAUAAAAUGCACCUGCAUUUAUUAGAACUUCAAAAAUUGGCAACGACGCCGAGUUCGAAUGAUACAUACUUUCAAGACCAAUCGAGUUUGCGACAAGAAGAUCGGGGUCAAAAAGUAAAUCAAUGUUGCCAGAAAAAGUAUACAACAUCAAUGUCAAAUAUUUCAAAAAGUUCCGAACCAUCUGAAAUCAAUGAGCAUGUCAACCACCCAUCCCUGAUCCACACAUUCUCAAAUCAGCCAGGGCAGUGGGGAAUUAAACCAUACUUCUUUGAAAGUGGUCCCCACCAGGGUAUAGAAAAAGCCUUCAUGCGUCGAAUGACGGAACUGGUGGCAAACCCGUGGGAUUCUUUAGUCAGCGAUGUCUCAAGAUUAUCAAUGUCUCCAACCGAGGAUGAACUGUGUGAAAAUAAUAUUUAGCGCAUUUAUAACCCAAGAAAGUAUUUGUAAAUACAAACUCAAGUAUUUAUGUUGUAAUUUACAUAUUUGUGUGAGACGAUAAAUCUUGUUAAGAUAAAUCCACAAAUCUCAGCAAUUUUAUUAACAAGUUAAUGAUAUGCAUAUGCAGACACUAAUUGGUAUCUGAAUUUGAUGAAAUGUGAAGUUUAUGAAAUUCUCAAUAAAAAUGCCUCCUCAUGCAGCUUGUUUACUGUAAA
Messenger RNA from Folsomia candida, 2325 nucleotides. RefSeq names its product nuclear receptor subfamily 1 group I member 3. Gene Ontology annotation, biological process: negative regulation of transcription by RNA polymerase II; positive regulation of transcription by RNA polymerase II; cell differentiation. The transcript has 5 exons. Lineage: Eukaryota; Metazoa; Arthropoda; Collembola; Entomobryomorpha; Isotomidae. The record is from RefSeq and is a predicted model, not a curated record. The coding region runs from base 524 to 2089 and encodes 521 amino acids. Gene Ontology annotation, molecular function: nuclear receptor activity; zinc ion binding; RNA polymerase II cis-regulatory region sequence-specific DNA binding.